Messenger RNA from Cannabis sativa, 2443 nucleotides. RefSeq names its product probable carbohydrate esterase At4g34215. The coding region runs from base 189 to 1073 and encodes 294 amino acids. Lineage: Eukaryota; Viridiplantae; Streptophyta; Magnoliopsida; Rosales; Cannabaceae. The transcript has 2 exons. The record is from RefSeq and is a predicted model, not a curated record.
UUAAUCAUUCUUAUUACUAUUAAAGAAAAUGUACCAAUGAGUCAAUGUCAGAAGACAACGUGUUAUAGAUCACAUCACACUGUAUAGACAAUAUUAUAAAAAGGAAAGUUGUAACAAACACUUCCGACCACCAAAGAUCUGAGUUCAGACACGAGCCCAAAAUUCAAAGAUUCGAGUAAGUAUUAGCCAUGGCUACGGAAACAUCUGUUUCAGACAACCAAAACCCAGAAAUCAACAGCCCAAAUAAGCAGAUCUUCAUCUUAUCCGGUCAGAGCAACAUGGCCGGCCGAGGCGGAGUAAAUAAAAAUCACAAGUGGGACGGAGUCGUACCGCCGGAGUGCCGACCCAACCAUGGGAUCCUCCGACUGAGCGCUAAGCUCCACUGGGAAACCGCUCAUGAGCCUACCCACAAAGACAUCGACACCAAAAAGACCUGCGGAGUUGGGCCGGGAAUGGCUUUCGCCAACGCCGUGAAAGCCCAUCUGGCCCAGUUCGGCCCAGUGGGCCUGGUGCCCAGCGCUGUGGGUGGAACGGCCAUUAAGGAGUGGGCGCGUGGGGAACACCUCUACGAAGAUAUGAUAAAGAGGGCGAAAGAGAGCGUGAAGAGAGGGGGUGAGAUUCGAGCUUUGCUUUGGUACCAAGGAGAGAGUGACACGUCAUCGGAGGAUCAAGUUGAGGUGUAUCAGGAGAAAAUGGAGAAGCUUAUUCAGAAUGUUCGACAAGAUCUUUCUCUUCCUUCACUUCCAAUCAUUCAGGUAGCAAUAAUUUCCGGUGUUGAUAAGAACUGUGCGGAGAAAUUAAGGGAAGUUCAAUUGAAUAUGAAGGUGGAAAAUGUUGUGUGUGUUGAUGCAAAGGGAUUGGAGCUCAAAUUUGAUAAUCUCCACCUAACAACAGAGGCCCAGGUUGAAUUGGGCCAAAAAUUGGCCCAAGCUUAUCUCUCUAACUUUGGGCCAACUCAGUAUCAAUCCCAACCUGAGGCAACAACAACAAAGUCCAUGUAUACACUUUUUACACUUUUACUUUUGGGAUUUGUUGGUUUUUCCUAUUUGUUUCUUUAUUACCCGUUUUUAUAAUUAGAAACUCCAAAUUACCAUUAACACAUAGAACAAGAAUAUGAUUUUAUAUGACUUAGAGGUUAUAAGAUAAAAACUUUAUCUCGGGGAUUUCAUUGAUUUUAAUGCAAUUUAGUAUUUGUAUUCUUUUUGUUAUAUUUAUUUUGAGGUUAAGAUAAAAAAUAAUUCAUUACAUUCUUAUUAUAUUUUUCUAGAAUAAUGUGCGAGAUAAACAUUUAAGUUUAACUAUCAGUAUAGAUAAAUAGUUUUAAGUUUAAUUAUCAACAUAGAUAAAUAGAUAAAUAGUUAAGUUUAAUUUUUUACAGUACUAAUAAAUAAUUUAUUUUCUGUAUUUGACUAAUAGAUGUCAAGUCAUUGUUUUAUUCAUAUAUUAUUUUUUUAGACAGUGGUUAUUGGCUUUACAAUAUUCUAUAAAUAUAACUUAGUUGUUAUUAUUAUCAAAAAUUAAAUUUAAAUAAAAAUUAAACUUAAGUAUUUAUAUCAUAUUAUAAAUUACUUUAUUUUUUAUUGUGAAGUUUGAUGUAUUUAGACUUUUUCUUCUUAUUAUUAUUUGUUUAGAUAUGUUUUCAGAAUUUUAAUGAAAGGUUUUUUUUAUUUUGAACUGGUAUUCAAGAACAACAUUAUGUCUAAAACUUAUAGUUAAAGAUUUUACCAUUAUUAUUUCUAAACCUUUACAUUAUUUUGUAUAUUACAUCGAAACUUUAUAGUUCUAAAUUAAGCUAUAGAAUUUUUUGUUUUUAAAUAAAAUUUUCUGAUUUUUGUAUACACUAACACGAUAAUCAAUAAAAUUAUUGUAAAAAAGGACCCUUGUAUUUAUGAUAGCAGUUAUGGAAUUAUGUAACUGCUAGAGAUAUAUUAUUAUUUAAUUGUAUUUUAUUAUUAUUAUUAUUAUUAUUUCGUUAUAUUCUCUCUACCAAAAAUUAGGUAUUAAUUUUUUUUCUUAUAUAUUUUUAUCUCUAACCUAUAAUCUUAUUAAUUUUUGCCAAUCUCUCUCUUCAUAUAGAACUAAUUAAUAAGUUUUUUGCAUUAUGCAGGUGAUAUGUGGUUUGAGGUUGUUACUUUGGGGUUUAAUAUUUGGUAAUGGUAUAGCUUAGCUUCCACUGCUAAAAGCUACAGCCCCAAAAAUUAAGUUAUAAAAUAAUGAGUGUGUGCUGUGUAGACUAGUUGUAGUUAUGAGUGUGUUAGAAGGAUUCUACAUUGUGUGGAAACUUAAUUUGUAACUUUGAAAAGAUUAUGAGUUAGAGAAUUAUUACUGUGGUAACACUGGUAAUUAAGAAUUGUUAUGUAGAAAAGUAGAUAAUGGAAGUAAACAUUGUAAUUAUAUAUUUAUUUUGCAAAUAAAAUUAGUAAUGUUUGAAUUUGCUAUUUAA